This is a messenger RNA of Boleophthalmus pectinirostris (great blue-spotted mudskipper), 1548 nucleotides long. It is a transcript of the gene dct, whose product is annotated as dopachrome tautomerase. The record is from RefSeq and is a predicted model, not a curated record. Bases 1 to 1548 code for a protein of 515 amino acids. NCBI's taxonomy places the organism in Eukaryota, Metazoa, Chordata, Actinopteri, Gobiiformes, Gobiidae. Gene Ontology annotation, cellular component: melanosome. The transcript is spliced from 8 exons. Gene Ontology annotation, molecular function: oxidoreductase activity; dopachrome isomerase activity. Gene Ontology annotation, biological process: positive regulation of neuroblast proliferation; melanin biosynthetic process from tyrosine; developmental pigmentation.
AUGAUGAAGCUUCUGUGUGUUGGAUUGUUCUGUUUGCUGGUGGGCACAGACCUCGCAGGUGCACAGUUUCCUCGUGCUUGCUGUACAGUGGACGGUAUACAGACCAAGCAGUGCUGUCCUGCCUUGGGGUCAGAUCCAGCGAACAUCUGUGGAGCACUGGAUGGGAGAGGGAGCUGCGUGGCCGUGCGAGUGGACACCAAACCCUGGGGGGGACCCUACAGCCUCAGGAAUGUGGACGAUCGGGAGAGAUGGCCCACCAAGUUCUUCAACCAGACCUGCAGAUGUAAUGGUAACUUUGCUGGUUUCAACUGCGGUCAGUGUAAAUUUGGCUGGACAGGGCCUAACUGUGACCAGAGGAAAGCUCCCGUGGUGAGGAGAGACAUUCACACCUUGACCCCCGGUGAGCUCGUGGAGUUCUUGGACAUCCUGGACCUGGCCAAGAGCACGGUGCACCCGGACUACAUGAUCGCCACACAGCACUGGUUAGGCCUGCUGGGACCCAACGGCACAGAGCCACAGUUCACCAACAUCUCCAUCUACGACUUCUUUGUGUGGCAGCAUUACUACUCUGUACGGGACACACUGCUGGGUCCUGGUCGCCCAUUCAAAGCCAUUGACUUCUCCCACAAAGGACCAGCCUUCAUCACAUGGCACAGAUACCACCUGCUCAGUCUGGAGAGAGAUCUACAACGGUUGAGUGGUAAUGAGAACUUUGCCAUCCCGUACUGGAACUUCGCCACGGGCCGGAAUGAGUGUGACGUGUGCAGAGACGAUAUGCUGGGAGCUCGGGACCCCGCCAACCCCUCCGUCAUCAGCAGGCAGUCCCGCUUCUCUAGAUGGGGUGUGGUCUGUAACAGUUUAGACGACUACAACCGCCUGGUGACUCUGUGUAAUGGCACUAAUGAAGGUUUCAUUCAGAGAGGAGCCAUGGAAAGCACUAACAUGUCCCUGCCAACCAUGAGUGAUGUGCGCAGCUGCCUGGGCAUCAGAGACUUUGACAGUCCCCCCUACUUCACCAACUCCUCCUUCAGUUUCAGAAAUGCUCUUGAGGGAUAUGAAAGGCCAGAUGGUGAACUGGAUGAAACAGUUACCAACCUUCACAAUCUUGUUCACUCUAUGCUCAAUGGCACAAGCGCUUUGUCCCAUUCUGCCGCCAACGAUCCUAUUUUUGUGGUGCUUCAUGCUUUCACCGAUGCUAUUUUUGAUGAGUGGAUGAGGAGGUUUGUCCCGUCCAAUGCCACGUUCCCAGAUGAGAUGGCCCCUAUUGGACACAACAGGGAUUACAACAUGGUGCCCUUCUUCCCUCCCAUCACCAACGAGGAGAUCUAUGUGGCGUCUGAACAACUGGGGUACUCCUACGCCAUUGCCCUGGAGGCGGACAGUGGUUCUCCCGUGGUGGUGCUGGGCUCCACUCUGGGGGGAGUGUUCAUCGGGCUGCUGGUGCUGCUGCUUAUCUUGGUUCUGUACAUGCGUCAGCGCAGAAAGACGGGCUUUGAACCUCUGAUAAAGGCCGACUUCACCAACAGGAAGUACACAGAGGAGGCCUAG